AUGCGCCGUACGUUUAAUGCACUGAGCCUUAUGGCAUUUCGGAGUGUUUGGUGUGCCAGCCAGGCGCUUGCGGCACCGCGUGCCCCUGGGGUAGCUUUGGUGCAAUCUCGCACGGCGACGGGCCUAUUUUCUAAUUGGAUCUCGACCCAACAGCGUUUUACCCAUGAUACGGCCCUGUCGGACGCCACGCGACGCGAGAUGGAGGAGGAAUUAAGCCGUAGCGGCAAGCCCGAGGAGCCCAAACCCCCGCUGGGUUGGCGCGUCGAGCACACUCCCGGCCGGCGCACCUUUGAGCUUUCCAAAAACUAUGAGGAUGAAAAGCUGUUGGUGUACUAUUACCCUAAGGAGGAUGGGGGCGACUCCAACAGUCACCAAAUUAUGGUCCAAGUCACUCGCAAUAAUCAGGCAAUGCAGGUGGAUCUUAGCAUUGAAGAGGGGGAGCUGGUCUUGGACAAUAUCCGGUUUUAUCCUAAUUCAAAACUAGCCGAAGAUGAGAGCGCAGAGGGAGAAAUGAAGCGCAAUCAGCUAUACCCGGGUCCGAAACUCAGUGAGUUAGACGACGCGCUUGUGGACAGCUUUAUUAGCUACCUGGACAAACGUGGGGUAAAUGAGGAGCUGGGCGAGUUUGUCAUCCUUUACAGUUUUUGGAGCGAACAGCAGGAGUAUGAAAGAUGGCUGAGCUCUAUUAACAAGUUUGUGUCUUAA
This is a messenger RNA of Phytomonas sp. Hart1, 705 nucleotides long. The record is from the annotation of a GenBank genome assembly. Lineage: Eukaryota; Euglenozoa; Kinetoplastea; Trypanosomatida; Trypanosomatidae.